UCAAAGAUAUUCUAUACCUUAAUUCAUCCUCAAUACAUUCGAUAUUAAAUUAUAUAUAUGUCACCUACUUUCAAUCAUAUUCAAACACACCUUUACAACACAAGCGCUCUUACCAUUAUUCCUUUUCAAGGCUUUUUUAUAACACAAGCGCUCAUCAUAAUUCCUUCCAACAACUAUAUUUUUAUAUUAUUCUUAUUAAAUACAUUAAUAUCUCUUUCCCCUACAAAUUCCAACCUCAUCAUCUCGAAUCCAUUAUCACAACAUGAUGGAAAAAUCCAAAAUUCCCGAUUCCACUCUACCAAACUUUCGACAAUCAGAAUGUGAAAAACCACCCAGUCCACUUACUUGUCAACAUGAUUCAUCCUCUACUUCUCAUAAAGGUUUAAUUACAUAUGAUGAUCUCCCAUCAUGGCAUCAAGAUAAUCCUUCAAUCUUUACCUCUUAUCGACCUAUCACUCACUCUCUUCGGGAUUCUCUCAAAACAUUCUUUACACUUCAUAACGAAAGCUUCAAUAUCCAUACUCAUUCUAUACCCUUUUUUACGUGUCUUCUCCUCACUGGACUUAUCUUUUACAUCUUUUCCAUACAUUUUCCCGAAAGUCCAUUGGUGGAUCGAUUUAUUUUUUCCAUCUUUUUUCUAACGACUAUGAUUUGUAUGGGGUUUAGUAUGGGAUAUCAUACGUUGAUGAAUCAUUCGAAAGGGGUAGCGGAGAUUUGGUUAAAGUUGGAUUUUGUGGGGAUUGUCCUGGCGAUUUUGGGAGAUUUUGUAACGGGAAUUUAUCUUGCAUUUUAUUGUGAGUGGAGGUUUCAAGUGGGAUAUUGGGUUAUGUCGUCAUCGUAUUCUGCUUUUACCAUCACCUCCCCUCUUUCUACUUCUCUUCUGCGUUCUUUUACUAUCAUAACUCUUACUUCCGCAACCCUCAUCCUUCUAUUACAUCCAAAUUUUCAAGGUCUUCGUUGGCGUACCUUUCGUGUAUGUAUUUUUAUAGGAACUGGAUGUUCGGCUUUUGCUCCUAUUAUUCAUGCCAUUGUUUAUUUUGGUUGGAAUCAAGUUGUUAAUGGAACCGGUAUGCCUUGGUAUCUUGGAGAAGGUGGAUUUCUUGUUCUUGGAGCAGUGGUUUAUAGUCUACGUAUACCCGAAUGUUAUUUUCCGGGUAAAUUCGAUAUAAUAGGUCAUUCACAUCAAAUUUUUCAUCUUCUAGUGGUGGCAGCAUCGGUAAUGCAUUUGGUGGGGCUAUUAAAAGCAUAUGAAUAUGAGUAUUAUUAUCCGAGAUGUGCGAUGAGGUAAUUUG
Messenger RNA from Botrytis byssoidea, 1292 nucleotides. RefSeq lists its product as uncharacterized. The coding region runs from base 263 to 1288 and encodes 341 amino acids. Gene Ontology annotation, molecular function: signaling receptor activity. Gene Ontology annotation, cellular component: membrane. The transcript has 4 exons. Lineage: Eukaryota; Fungi; Ascomycota; Leotiomycetes; Helotiales; Sclerotiniaceae. The record is from RefSeq and is a predicted model, not a curated record.